Molecule: messenger RNA, 2010 nt
Organism: Ceratosolen solmsi marchali
Lineage: Eukaryota; Metazoa; Arthropoda; Insecta; Hymenoptera; Agaonidae
Product: runt-related transcription factor 1
Exons: 7
Coding region: 71-1783 (570 amino acids)
Biological process (GO): regulation of DNA-templated transcription
Cellular component (GO): nucleus
Molecular function (GO): RNA polymerase II cis-regulatory region sequence-specific DNA binding; DNA-binding transcription factor activity, RNA polymerase II-specific; ATP binding
Source: RefSeq, a predicted model, not a curated record
AAAAAGUAACACAAAAAUAAAACAGAGAAGUAGUAAAUCCACGAUUUAAAGAAUAUAGGUCGUUAAUGGGAUGCAUCUCCCUAUAUGCUCGGUGAGCUGCAGUGGCGAAAGCUUCGGCAGCGUAUUAGAUUCACAGCAGCAACAACAGCUUCCUCAUUCCCAGCAACAACGCCAAGAGCAGAAUCAUCAGCAACAGCAACAACGGCAAAGACACGAGAACGUAGCACAUCUACACCAUCAACAGCAACAACGUGGAUUCUAUCAGCGUCUCCAACAACAGCAACAACAACAACAACACCAACAGCUUCAAGCGACAGAGGAAAUCACAGAACCAAAUACGGCGGGGACCGCCGGCGAAAUGAGCGAAGCUGCAGCCGUCGGUGAGCUUUGGUGGACCGAGAGGCUAGUUGGCGAAGCUCAGGCAGAACAUCCUGGCGAGCUCGUCAGAACAGGUUCCCCGUAUUUCCUGUGUAGUCAGCUUCCAACGCACUGGCGCUCGAAUAAGACGCUUCCUGUUGCGUUCAAAGUGGUUGCCCUUGGCGAAAUUGGCGACGGUACCCUUGUCACGGUCAGAGCCGGAAAUGAUGAGAACUGCUGUGCAGAGUUAAGAAACUCUACUGCCCUCAUGAAAAAUCAAGUGGCGAAAUUCAAUGAUCUCAGAUUUGUCGGCAGAAGCGGAAGGGGAAAAAGCUUCAGCAUAACGAUAACAGUAUCCACUACACCACCUCAAGUUGCAACGUAUACUAGAGCUAUUAAGGUUACCGUUGAUGGUCCUCGAGAACCUCGAUCCAAAACAAGACAACAGCAUCAGCAGUUCCGAGCCUUGGGGCUUGGGCAGCGUCCGUACCUUGGGGGACCCGACUCCUUUCGAAGCCACUUGCAUGAAUUAGAAUCUUAUCGACGAACAAAGCAUCACCAUCAUCACCACCAUUCAACGACGGCUCAACUUCAAAGUUCCACCGGCAUCAACAACAAUAAUUCUUGCGGCAAUCCUAACAACUCGUCAACAAAUUCACCAUCUUCCGGUAGCCAUCUGGCCAGUGCUGGCGGCCCUAGUGCUCACCAGGACUGCUUCAAGCACAGCCCUCAACAUGGCGACUCCAGUACUGCCGGAAGUGCGACAACGACGGAGUGGGCGUAUCCAUCCACGGCGCCGUCUUACCCGGCACCCGCAGGAAACGUUGUAGGUGGAGGUGGCUCCUACUCACCCAUACCAGGUGGCGCUUUCUCUUAUCCGGGCGAGGCGCUCGCCCAUCAUCCAACCACCGAACCCGUGCCCCUACCAACUGUGCUUCCGUCAGACGGUCAGCAUGAUGCGUAUACACCAGGCUGCGUUUCAAUGUAUCCAGGGCACGCGGUCACAACGACGAGCUCAUUGACUUUAGGACAAAACGUAAAACCCGCCAGUGAGGCCACAGACAUGUACGAAACGUCAACAGGUAGUCCCGGAGGCUAUCAUCAUUAUGGUGGUUGGACAACAACCCCGGCCUCGGCCACUUCGGUACCAAUGCCAAUGGCUACAGCAGCUGCCCACAACUAUAAUCCCAACUACCAGGGUUACUACCAUCAGAACCCAACCAGCAAUCAGAACUAUAUAAACACAACACCAAUGGUCCUCUAUCCACAGGUCUUCACCAGCACCAUCAACCAGAACCAAAUUCAUUUACAUUUGAGUGAGGAGGCACUGGCCAGUAGUAAUCUUACUAUCAGCAGCAAUAGACUUGAAAUUGGGAUACUAGGGGAAGAAAGUGAGCAACGUAACGACGUCUGGAGACCCUAUUAAAAGAUCUGUUGAAUGAAAAAUCUCUACAAUUAUUAAUUCAGAUUUGCUGGUAGACACAUAAUUAUCAUGGAAUCACACAAAUGAUGUAGCUGUAGGCUAAAAUGACGGAAAUCAACAUCAAUAAUACGCAAUUCCAAGAAGAGCUAAAACCAUCUAUACUAUAAUGUUUUCUUUUUUUGCUUUUCUUCUCUAGAAUUCAUUCUAUAAGAAAUUUAAAAAAUAUAAGA